Plasmodium adleri (nom. inval.) is the source of this 3135-nucleotide messenger RNA. RefSeq names its product CG2-related protein, putative. NCBI's taxonomy places the organism in Eukaryota, Apicomplexa, Aconoidasida, Haemosporida, Plasmodiidae. The record is from RefSeq and is a predicted model, not a curated record. The transcript is spliced from 2 exons. The coding region runs from base 1 to 3135 and encodes 1044 amino acids.
AUGAGCAGUAAAAAUGACAGUGGCCUUCUCCAUUUUUGUGAUGACAUUUUUUUGAACCUAAUAAAAUUUUUUUCAAUAAAUGAAACUUUAAAAUUGAAACUUGUGAAUAAAAAUAUUUAUGAAUAUUUAAAAGAUGAAAAUGUAUAUCAAUUGAAUACAUGUUUGAAUUUAAAUAAUUAUAUAAAAUUUGUAAAGUUUGUAAAGUCUGAUAAAUUCAGUGCUUUUCUCUUGUCAAUUCUGAAUGAUGAAAAAAAUAUAUAUGACAGUUCAUACUAUGUUAAGAAGAAUGCUCAAUAUGGCAUCAACAAAAAACAGCUAGUUCCAAAAGGAAAAGGAUUUUUACAAAAAAUAAUUUUAAAAGGGGAAUUUUUAAGAAAUGCCAAUUUUUACGACUUAAGUAUUUUAUUAUCUAGUCAUGCAGAUACAUUAAAAGAAUUACAUAUUAAUGGUUUAAACGAUGUUAACUGUCCUUUAUUUAUAUAUUCAACGUAUAGUAUCAUUUUUGAAUUUUUUUCUAAAGAAGUUCUUUUUAAUAAUCUAUCUUUCAAUUAUGUAACAAAAAAGGAUUUACAAAAAAUUCAGAAAUAUAUCUCAAGUCAAAGAAAGAUACCUAAAAAGGAAAAAAAAAAAAAAUGUGAAAAAUGUGAUGAGAAAGUAGAAGAUCAACUGAACAACAAAAGAUGUGAACAUGAGGAAGAACAUUUUUUAAAUAAAACAAAAAUGGAUGUAGAUAUAAACUUAUUUGAAAGUAAUAAAUUACCAAUGGAUAUUAAAUCAUCUUUAGAUAAUCAAAUAUCCACUAGUACUCAAUAUUCUAUUGAUAGUGAAAUUUUUAUAGAUACACAAUUUUCCACUGAUUCUCAAACAUAUACAUCAAAUAAGAAUACAAAUGUAGUAGAAAAUAAACCAUAUAAUACUCAUGAGAUAUAUUAUGAAAAGGACUCUUCUCUAGAAAAAAUUCAUUUAAAAGAACAUUUAGAUCUACACGACAAUAAUGAAAAAUUCAAUAAGGUUACAUAUACGAAUACAAAAGAAUACCAUAUAAAAAUAAACUCCAAAAAAAUUAAUAAUUUUAAUAUUAAUAAGGAAAAAAAUUAUAAGGAUGAAGAUAAUAAUAUAGUAUCUAAAGAAAAAAAGAAUUUAAUAAAAUUAUUCGAUAAGUUUAUAAAAAAUGAAAAAAAAAAAAAAAACUUUCCUAUAACUAAUAAAAAUAAAUUACAUAUGUUAUGUGAACAUAUAAGUAUAGUUUAUAAUUGUAAUAAGAAAUGUUUUGAAAAAAUAAAAAAUUAUAAACAAGAAACAAAUUUAAGUCCUUAUGUAAAUAAUCUUAUAAAUUUGAAAGUUUUAAAUUUAUCAGGUAUUCAGACUUAUGAUAUGAUUAAAAUGUUUAUUCCAAUAAACAUGCCAUCUCUCCAUAUUUUAAAUAUUUAUUCAUAUGAUUAUUUUUUUUAUUUUUAUAAUAUGCUCAUAUCAUUCUUUUUAUAUGGAAAUGGACAAGAAAUUUUUACAAAAUAUAUUAAUGUAAAAAAAAUUGAAGGAGAAGAUGAAAAAGAUAAAACGUAUCAUAUAAAAAAUAAAAAAAAAAAUAUAUUCUUAGAGUAUAAUAAAAGAAUGUAUGAAGUUAUAAAAUUAAUGGAUAGACAAUUAAAGCAUACAUGUAAUAGUGCUUCAUCUUUUCAAAAAAUUUUUGAAGAUGAAGCAAUUAAUAAUUAUGAACUUCAUAUAAAAAAUAAUGACAACAAGGUAUUCAUAACUCCUUCAUAUCUAGAUAAUAUAUAUGUAAACCAUAUAAAUGCUCCAAUAUAUUAUGCCGAUGGAAAUUAUAUAAAAUACGACACAGAUGAUGAGAGCACAAAAUAUAUUAUUGAGCGAUCAUCAAGUAGGUCAUAUACUCAAAAUAUUGAAAGUUAUAAUAACAACAGAAAAGGAGAUGAUAUCACAAAAAUGGUGGACGGUGAAUUAAAAGGUGAUAGUAAAUUAAAAGGUGACAGUGAAUUAAAAGGUGAUAGUGAAUUAAAAGGUGAUAGUAAAUUAAAAGGUGACAGUGAAUUAAAAGGUGAUAGUAAAUUAAAAGGUGAUAGUAAAUUAAAAGGUGACAGUGAAUUAAUAGGUGAUAGUAAAUUAAAAGGUGAUAGUAAAUUAAUAGGUGAUAAAAAUAAUUGCGAUAAUGAUAAUUUCCAGGCAAAGGAAGAACAAAACUUUUGUGUUCAUAAUAAUAAAAAGAAAAUGAAAAAAUUAAAAAGAGGAGGAUACAUUUGGCCAAUAGAAAAUCAUAAAUAUAAAAAGAAUGUGAGUGUAGAAAUAUUGUAUCUUUUUAAAAAUAUUUUAGAAAAUGAAGAAAAAAAAGGAAGGAAAAAUAUUAUUUGUUUAUUGAAUAAUUUAAAUUUAGAACAUUUUUCUUUAUUUAAUUAUAGUUUGAGUAGUCCUUUUUUAUGGUUACUUCUCUUAAUAAAAAAUAAAAAUCUAAAAACCUUUUGUAUUUUAGAUAUAUGUUUAUCACAUUUAUUGUGUGCAUUAACAUUUCUAGAAGCUUAUCUUAAACAAAGUUUAUUUAAUUUUCAAGGAAUGAUGAGAAGAAGAAGAAAAAGAAUGGGCAGCAUUUAUUUUAAAUUUAAUGAUCAUGAAGAAAUUAAAUUUAUUAACGAAACAUAUUCAAAACUUAUUAAUGAGAUGAAUCAAAAAAAAGAUAUAAAUGAAACUGAUCAAAUUCAUCAUAAUAAUAUCCAAAGGAAUAAUAUCAAUACAUAUAAUAACAUGUAUAUAAAUAAAAUACAUAUUAAUAAUCAUGAUAACAACUCAACACAUACAAAUAACAAUAAUUGUAAUACACAUGAACAAUGUAAAGAUAAUUAUAAUACAAAUAGAAAAAAAAAAAGUAAAAUACUUCAUAUAGUUAUUUAUGUUUAUAAUAAUACGAAAGAAAAUAAACAGUUUAUUAAAUAUAUAAGAAAAAUAUCACGAUCUCUGUGGAGAUGUAACUAUCUUGUAUAUUAUUCAAUACAUUAUUAUAAAUAUAAAUAUUUUAAUAAGUAUAUUGACAUAGAUAAUUUAUAUAGAGAUUAUAUUUUGAACAUUCUCUUAAAUAAUCAUAGGUUAAAUAGAUAUAUGGAUCAAAGGAAAAUGUUAACAUAUUAA